Messenger RNA from Rotaria sordida, 423 nucleotides. The record is from the annotation of a GenBank genome assembly. Lineage: Eukaryota; Metazoa; Rotifera; Eurotatoria; Philodinida; Philodinidae.
AUGAUAUCUCUUUGUUCUGAAAAUAAACAAGGAGGAGCAGCACGACUCAUUCAAGACGAAUUUCAUCGAUUAGCUCAAAUUGAUAUUGACUUUCCUUAUGAUACAUUAUUAAGCUCCAUUUUUUAUCGUCCAAUUGAAUUUAUUAUAGCAGAAAAAACGGUAGCAACACUACUUAUUAAAACCUUGGAACAAACUCCUAAAUAUUCUGGUGAACCUGAUCAAGACGCUGAUGAAUGGCUCAAGGAUCUCACCUCAACAUUUCGCUUGGCAGAUAUUACCAAAUCACAAGCACUCAAGAUAAUACCAACAUUUCUUGAAGGGUCUGCUAAACAAUGGUUCACUGAAAAAAUCACAGCCUUCGAAUCCUGGACUGUGUUCAAAGCUCAAUUUCUUCAUACGUAUUCAUCUCCAACACUUAAGUAA